This is a messenger RNA of Brassica oleracea var. oleracea, 594 nucleotides long. Its product is annotated as glutathione S-transferase T3-like. The transcript has 3 exons. The coding region runs from base 1 to 594 and encodes 197 amino acids. The record is from RefSeq and is a predicted model, not a curated record. Lineage: Eukaryota; Viridiplantae; Streptophyta; Magnoliopsida; Brassicales; Brassicaceae.
AUGGUGGGCAAGUUUUGUAGAGCUUUUGAAGCAGCAACUCGUGAGAAAACCAGUGGGCAAAACGACACUGAUGUUCUCAAACAUGCCCACGAGAUCUUCUUCAACAACUACAAAAAGAAGUUCACAUUAGAACAUGCUUGGAAAGAGCUUAGACAUGACCAGAAGUGGUCUGAUCUUUCUUCUGCUUGCUCUCAAGGAGAUUCCAAAAGGAAGAAGUUAGAUAACGGCUCGCACUUAGCCCGCCCUUUGGCUGACGAUGGAGCGACUCGACCCCCUGAUGUUAAGGCUGCAAAAGCCCGUGGAAAGAAACAAGUCAGUGAUGGGAAAGACGUUGAUGAGUUUCAGAAAAUGUGGAGAAUCAAGCAAGAGGAUUUGGUUAUCAAGAAGAAGCUGUCGAAGAUGAAGCUUCUGGACAGGCUAAUGGCAAAACAAGAACCUCUAGAUGAUGGUGAAGAAGCUCUGAAGAAGAAUUCAAGUCUCGGUCUAGUUCUUGAUGCUUGCAUGACAGAUUGCAGCCUUGGACUGAAGCGAGUCACGGAUGCUUGGGUGACAGAGCGCAGCCUUGGACUGAAGCGACAAAGAGAUGUUUUGUAG